Messenger RNA from Tremella mesenterica DSM 1558, 189 nucleotides. RefSeq lists its product as uncharacterized. The record is from RefSeq and is a predicted model, not a curated record. Gene Ontology annotation, biological process: post-translational protein targeting to membrane, translocation; protein targeting. Bases 1 to 189 code for a protein of 62 amino acids. Gene Ontology annotation, molecular function: transmembrane protein transporter activity. The transcript has 3 exons. NCBI's taxonomy places the organism in Eukaryota, Fungi, Basidiomycota, Tremellomycetes, Tremellales, Tremellaceae. Gene Ontology annotation, cellular component: membrane; Ssh1 translocon complex.
AUGUCUGAAAGAUUAAGAGAACUAGCAGAGGUUCCUCAAGCAUUCAUUAAAGAGGGUACUCUGUUUGUGAACCGAUGUACUAAACCCACUCAAAAAGAAUAUAUCCAGCUGUGUAGAGCUAUAGCGGUAGGAUUUGCCAUCAUGGGAUUCAUUGGGUUCUUCGUAAAAUUGAUUCAUAUACCCAUGUAA